UUAUUUUUCAUCCGACUUUCGAUUCAAAGAUUUUAAAAUUAUUUUCAAUUACGUUGGCAAUAAAUAAGCAUAGGAAAUUAAUAUCACAUAUAUUUGCAAGUUGGAUUUGUAUAAAAGCAGAGCAGUUUUCUAUGUUAAAACUAUCUGUAUUCAGCAAAAAUAUGGUCUACGAAUCAGAUUACGAACAUCACUACGAUCAAGACCGAGACGUCCGAGAAGCUAAUGCCAAUGCUGCCAUAAUUAUGAUGCUCUUCAUUGUGUCGAUCAUCGUCAGCUUCUGUUGUGUUAUCUACCAAGUAAUGAACUAUCAAAAUGAGAGGGCUGAAUUCGAACGCAUUCGACGUAUGCAAUUUAUGCAAUACAAUCUUCGAAAGCAACGGGAACGUCAGUAUCAGGAACUUCAGCGUCAGCAAUAUGCUUAUGUUCAGCCAUAUAUUGUCUAUCCAGUUGUUGCAGCUCAGUAUCAAUGGACGGGAAAUGAGCAAAGCGUUGAAAAUCCACCACAAUAUGUUCAAGCGCCAUACCCGCCAGUCUAAAAAGAAAUAGAGGGAAGGAAUAUUAAGAGAUAAAUUGAUAGGAGAAGAUAUAUAGUACUUGUUGUUGUUAAAUUUGUUCUUUUUUUUGUU
Molecule: messenger RNA, 626 nt
Organism: Meloidogyne enterolobii
Lineage: Eukaryota; Metazoa; Nematoda; Chromadorea; Rhabditida; Meloidogynidae
Source: the annotation of a GenBank genome assembly